AUGGGUCUUCUGGAGAGAAGGUGGCAGAAGCCCAGCAAGGGCUCCAUUGUGAGGAAAGCCUGCAGGAAGAUUUCCAGCAAGCGGGGCCUUGUUGCGAUGGCGACAUGCUGCCCGAUCCACCAAUGCCAAGCAUGGAGGACCCAAGUACAGGGCCCUCUUGCGGUGAUGAUGCGCCGCAAGACUCGCCGCUGUCACAGCCAAGCACAGACAGCUUGA
Messenger RNA from Symbiodinium sp. CCMP2592, 216 nucleotides. The record is from the annotation of a GenBank genome assembly. NCBI's taxonomy places the organism in Eukaryota, Dinophyceae, Suessiales, Symbiodiniaceae.